Messenger RNA from Acyrthosiphon pisum (pea aphid), 825 nucleotides. RefSeq lists its product as uncharacterized. Lineage: Eukaryota; Metazoa; Arthropoda; Insecta; Hemiptera; Aphididae. The record is from RefSeq and is marked predicted.
ACAUUCGUUAGUAACCAUUUUACAGAGCAUCUAAAAUUACUAAGCCGAAAGUAUUAAAAACAAUCAUGAAUCGUUUAAUCUUCUUCACCGCUACACUCUCAUUAGUCUUCACCAUCGCUAAUACACGAAGCGUGUCAGACAUCGACAACAAUCCCGAAAUUUCAGAAGAGUCUACCACAAACGAAAUGUUGGAAGAUCCUACCACCUACGAAAUGUCGGAAGAUCCUAAUACUGUCACCGAUACCACCUAUAAUUCCACGGAUGUAUCUGAAGAUUCAACUAAGUUAGAUUUAACUAACAAUGAAUCAACUGAAGCACUGGAAUAUGAAAUGGCCACCGAAAUGGCUGACAUGAUAACGUACAUGACAAAGUCCAUGGCAGAUAGAUCGAAAAUUACAGAAAACCUGAAAAGUAUGAGCAACCAAUCGAAUAUCGAUGAAGCUUCUAUGAAAAAUCUUGUCAAUCAUCUCGUAAGUUUUAAGGAAGACGAUAGUGCGAUGGAGGAUCAAAUCAAACGUGUAAAGGAAUAUAGGCAGCAAUUCAAAUCCGCAAUUCUAAAAUAUUUAAAGAAUUUGCCAUUAAACACUGAAGAUGCACAAAAAAUGGAAAAAGAACUACGUAAUCAGAUGAAUCAACGAUUACCUAAUAUCCCAACUUCAGAAGACAUAAUGGAUAUUCCUGCAAGUAUGCAAAAUAUACUACCAAAUUAAAUUCAAAAUUAUUUAAUUUAUUUUGUAAUUGUACUUUAAAGUUUCCAAUAUUAUUAACUGUGUCGUCCGCUCGUUUUGGUCAUAUUUGAAUAAAAUAUAAAAUAUUUUUAACCAA